Molecule: messenger RNA, 5090 nt
Organism: Micropterus salmoides (largemouth bass)
Lineage: Eukaryota; Metazoa; Chordata; Actinopteri; Centrarchiformes; Centrarchidae
Gene: stk10
Product: serine/threonine kinase 10
Exons: 20
Coding region: 373-3426 (1017 amino acids)
Biological process (GO): protein phosphorylation
Molecular function (GO): protein serine/threonine kinase activity; ATP binding
Source: RefSeq, a predicted model, not a curated record
CGGCAGAGGGAGGGUUGUUGAGUAGCAAGGUGGGGCGUUUUCGAGCAGUAAGAAGCAACAAGUUGCCCUGGCAGGCGGGCAAGCGGCUAUUCCAUCGUGUUUCCAGCGGCAGGUGGUCACCGCGCGUCCAGCACUUCCCCGCAUCUUGUGAAUGGGACUAUGAACGCAGAGUCUUCAGAGACCCGGGUUGUCAUGGACGGAGUAGACCAACUUCUUUGAAGUAGCUCAAGUCUAUUAUUCUUUUCUCUUGGACACGGAAAGUGACGUUUGGUGAACUGGUAGAGUAUCUGGCCACGCGCCUCUGCGCUCUCUGUGAAGAGCCUUUUGACACUUUUUUUUUUUUUUUAGCUGAAUUUUAUCGCACUGUAAAUAAUGGCACUCGCGAGAUUCAGCAGAAUACUCCGUCUGCCAACACUUGAAAUCAAAAAGAAAGUAAAGCAGUAUGAGCACGUCCAUCGGGACAUCGAUCCAAACGACAUAUGGGAAAUUAUUGGCGAGCUGGGCGACGGAGCGUUUGGGAAGGUCUAUAAGGCCAGAAACAAAGAGACAGGAGCUCUGGCUGCAGCCAAGCAGAUCGAGACGAAAAGUGAGGACGAGCUGGAGGACUACAUCGUUGAGAUAGACAUCCUGGCUAAAUGUGACCACCGCUACAUUGUCAAGCUGCUUGAUGCAUUUUACCAUGAGAACAAACUGUGGAUCAUGAUCGAGUUCUGCCCUGGAGGUGCUGUGGAUGCCACAAUGCUAGAGUUGGAUCGCGGGCUGACGGAGCCACAGAUUAAGGUGGUUUGUCGACAGAUGCUAGAAGCUCUGGUCUACCUCCACAGCAUGAAGAUCAUCCACAGAGACCUGAAGGCCGGUAACAUCCUUCUCAUGCUGGAUGGGGACAUCAAACUGGCUGAUUUUGGAGUAUCUGCAAAAAACACCAAAACCUUACAAAGAAGAGAUUCUUUCAUUGGAACGCCAUACUGGAUGGCCCCAGAGGUGGUUAUGUGUGAGACAAUGAAGGAUGCCCCAUAUGACUACAAGGCUGAUAUCUGGUCUCUGGGAAUCACUCUGAUCGAGCUAGCCCAGAUUGAACCCCCGCACCAUGAGCUCAACCCCAUGAGGGUGCUGCUGAAGAUCACCAAGUCGGAGCCUCCCACCCUGGAGCAGCCACACAAAUGGUCACAGGAGUUUAAAGAUUUCCUGAGGAAAGCUUUGGAUAAAAACCCAGAGACCCGUCCGACUGCAGCACAACUCAUGGAGCACCCUUUUGUGAGAUCUGUGACGUCUAACCGUCCACUGCGGGAACUGGUGGCUGAGGCCAAAGCUGAGGUCAUGGAGGAAAUUGAGGACAAUAGAGAGGAAGGAGAGGACGACGACGCCAUGGAGCUCACUGUGCCUCCAGGUAAGGAGCCUUGUCAGACCAGUCAGACCAGUCAGGUCAGUUUGGAGGGAGACCAGUCUCCGGACAACCCGAGCCCUACCAUGCCCUCCCCAUCCACACCAAUACCUUUUCUCAGGAAGGGGGCAGAGCCAGUUGUACCAACAGACCAACCGAUUACGGUGGUCCCUGUUCCCCUACCACGGCAGAAUCCCCCUACUAGAAAUUCAUUGGAGUUGGCUGACAAACUGGCCGAUGAAGCCACUCUUGAGUCUGAGAAAUCUGAGAGUGAGGGGUCAACCAAGACCUCCAGCUCAGAUUCGGGCAUUGAGGAUGGGAAGAGUACCCCCACAUCGGAGGAGGAAAAGGUUGCUGUGGAGACCCCAGAGACAGAACAGCCACCAUCUCUCCCCCAGCCGGAGGCAUCUGUUGACAUCACCAUAGACUCAGAGGUGGCCGAGGAGGAGAGCAACGUUGUGGCUAACGGAGGCUUACUAACUCCAAGCUCAAGUCCCGCUGUCACUCCUACACCCUCUUCAGUACCUACGCCCUGUUCUGGUACCCAAGACCGGACAUCGACAGGAGGAAAUACUGAGACUGUUUCUGCUUAUCUAAAUGGCGGGAUUAUCAACAACCGGUACUCUUAUUCAGGCAGCAUGGCAUCAGAGAGCAUGGACAUGUCAAUCUCCAAGGAGAACAUCUCAUUGAGUGCAAAGGACUUCUCAAGUAAGACUCUGAAGCGGACCAGGAAGUUUGUCAUCGAUGGUGUACAAGUGAGUGUGACCACCUCCAAGAUCAUCGGGGAUGAUGAGAAGAAAGACGAGGAGAUGAGAUUCCUGAGACGUCAGGAGCUGCGUGAUCUCCGUUUGCUGCAGAAGGAAGAGCACCGUGCUCAGACUGUUCUAAGCGCCAAGCUGUUGGCACAGAGAGAACAAAUGCAAAGACACUUUGACCAGGAGAUGAAUGCCAAGAAGAAGCACUACGAUGUGGAGCUAGAGAACCUGGAGAAGCACCAGAAGCAGACUAUUGAGAAGAUGGAAGGAGACCACCAUGUUAAACUCAAGGAAGAGACUAAACGCAUCAAAGCAGAGCAGGAACGCAACUACCAAAAAUUUCUGGAUCAGCAAAAACACAAGAAAAAGGAGGUAAAACAAUCUGUUGAUAAGCUGCCCAGAAGUCAGCGUAAAGAAUCAAUGAAGCAGAUGAUGAAUUCCUUCCAAGAAAGUAAAAUACAGGAGGAGAACGAGUUCUUGCAAGCUCAGAAGAACCACCUGGACACUACGCUGAAGAAAAUCAUCUCCAACAACAAGAGGGAGAUUGCAGAGACGGAGAGGGAAUGCCUCAACAAGAAACAGAACCUGAUCAGAGAGCGUGAAGCUACGAUAUGGGACAUGGAGGAGAAGUACCAUUAUGAGAGACACCAGAUGUUAAAGCAGCAGCUGAAAGACCAGUACUUCCUCCAGAGGCAUCAACUUCUCAAAAAACAUGAAAAGGAGCAGGAACAGAUGCAAUGCUACAAUCAGCGAAUGAUUGAGAUUCUGAAAGGUCGGCAGCAGCAGGAGAAGAACCGGCUGCCUAAGAUCCAGCGCGGGGAGGCGAAGACCCGCAUGGCCAUGUUCAAGAAGAGCCUCCGCAUCAACUCAACGGGCAGCGCCUCAGGGGACAGAGAGAAGAUCAAACAGUUUUCUCUGCAGGAGGAGAAGCGGCAGAAGGCAGAGAGGGUGCAUCAGCAGCAGAAACACGAGAACCAGAUGAGAGAGAUGAUUGGCCAAUGUGAGAGCAAUGUCAGAGAGCUGCAGCAGCUACAGAAUGAAAAAUGUCACAUGUUGGUUGAGAAUGAGACUCAGAGGCUCAAGGAUUUGGAUGAAUGCCACAACCAGCAGCUGAGGGAAUGGAGGGAUCAGCUGAAACCCAGAAAGAAGGCCCUUGAAGAGGAGCUAAACACGAAGAAAAGGGAGCAGGAGGCUUUUUUUAGGAUGAGUGAGAGCUCUGAUUGCCCAAACCCAAGUUCACCCAACAAACUCUCCAAGUUUGUGCCUUACCAGGACUCUUCUACCACAUAAGCUGCUGUGACAUUGCACAAUAACCAUACACCCACAGGUAUUACAAAUGCCUACUGCCUGUUGGCUUUGCCUGAAAUGGCAGCAUACCGAUUCUCCCAAUUAGGUUUCUCUAUUGUUUUAGUGAAUAUUUAUGUUUUAGCUCAUGAUUUUUCUUUAACAUUUGUGUUGUAGUAUGUGAUGGAUUUAAAACAAAUGUGCUUCACAUGACUCAGUUACAUAGUAUCUAAUCCCAUACAGUGUUUUAAUUUCCUUUUUUCUGUUUCUUCUUAUUGCUCACCAGUGGAAGUGUGAGGGUAAUAUGACACAGUGGCUGUGAGUUUAAACUUAUCUGUCUUAAUGAGUAAAAUGUGAGGGUAGAAAUGCAUGAGUUUGUUUCUUUGAAAGCUGGUGAGCCAGUAACUAAGCACUUUUCGUUUACCCCAAAUUAUCAGUGCUGUCUUCCAAAUAUCAUGACCAAAAACACAUCCAAAAUGUAGUAAUUGACAGACUUUUUCCAUUUUUCCCCUAUUUCUGUAUGGCUUGGCAAAGUCACCGGCUUUGUCCAUAAGUCAUAUAGAAGCUAAAGUCUGCCUUUAUUUAUUUUACUGAAAACAACCUUAUUCAGAUUCAUCACUGUAAAUGCUAAUUUAAAUAUUUUCUCUCUUCUUUUUUGUUUUUUAAAACCCACACCCAUGCUAUGAAGGAUGCGCUUAUUAUUUUGUAUCUUGUUUGAAAUGUGGGAUGAGACUAACUCAGAAUUUAAGUUUCUUUUAAAUGAUUAUUUAGGAAUGAGAUUUUAACAAGACAGAGGGGACUAAUUGUUAUUCACAAAGUGUUAUUAUUUUGUGACAUUUGUUUUUCUGUCAUAUUUUUUUACUGUAAAAUCAGUCACUGGAUGGGAACUGACAAAGCCAAAGAAAAAUACUGUUGUUCUUUGAAGGAUGUUAGAUUAGGGGAUUUAAAAUUGAAUUUAAAAAAAUGUGUAUUAAGUGUAUUUGUUAUACAUGUGCAGUAAAUGCACUGCCUGCUAACCAAAGUGCAAUAUUACAUGUAUGUCUCUGCUGAGCUUAAAGAGGUUUAUUUUUCUUAAAACUUUGCCUUUCUUUGCACUGAGAAGGGGAAUAAUAUAAAUAGUUUAACUCCAAAAAUAGAUGCAUCAGCCAUUUUGAAAUAAACAGCAUUGCUUAAAAAAUAUUCUAUCUUUGUAAAAUAAAAUAAAAAGUUGUAUUGUGAAGCAAUAAUUUAGGGUUUAAUUUUUUCCAAAUGAUCUGAUUUUUGAAAAUAACUCUUCAUAUCAGUUUUAGGGGAGUGCAACAAUUCAGACCGCUGUUUCCUCUAGAUGUUCAACCUUAAACUAAAACCUUGAGUUUGCAGCUGAGGAACGUAUUGCCUUGUUGAGUGAGAGAGUUUUUCUUUAGAGCAGUCUGGCGUGCGGAUUUUCAUUGAACCAGGUCAGCAAUCAGGUACAGCUUACUCUCUCUCCCUCUCACACACACUCUCUCAAAAGUAUUUAAAUUCUUUUGUAAAAUUUCUUCUUCUGUCAUGUUUAAUGGCUCCAAAUAUGCCUUCCUCUGCCUCAGUUUAUGUGACAUUGUUUGUAUGGAGGGGUUGUGAGUGUGAAUGAAACUGUAUCAGAAGGAACCACUGUUGUAAAUGACUCUUAAUAAAGGCAGAUUUUCUAAUUA